AUGGCAAAGAAAGCAAAGUCACGCACCAUCGCCGUGCGCCUCAUCUCCAUGGCUCUUACUGGUUACUACAAGACCCUCGUGCGCCCGCGUCAACACAGACCGUUGAGUAUGCUGAAAUACGAUCCUGUCGUCAAGAAGAAGGUUCUCUUCCUCGAGGCAAAGCGCGGUGGUUCAAAGUAA
Aureobasidium uvarum is the source of this 180-nucleotide messenger RNA. NCBI's taxonomy places the organism in Eukaryota, Fungi, Ascomycota, Dothideomycetes, Dothideales, Saccotheciaceae. The record is from the annotation of a GenBank genome assembly.